This is a messenger RNA of Nicotiana attenuata, 507 nucleotides long. RefSeq names its product protein TolA-like. The transcript has a single exon. The record is from RefSeq and is a predicted model, not a curated record. Bases 1 to 507 code for a protein of 168 amino acids. NCBI's taxonomy places the organism in Eukaryota, Viridiplantae, Streptophyta, Magnoliopsida, Solanales, Solanaceae.
AUGGAUGAUCUUGCCUCCGAGAAAGAAACUCUUCUAGAAAAGCUGGCUUCCCUCGAAUGUCAGUUUGAAAGUGUGAGGGAGGAUAGCCUAGCUCGAGGCCGUGACAUUGAGGAGCUUAAAGCUAAAUCCGCUGCUGAGUUGGCUAAGGCCAAGUCUGAUGCUGAGGCAAUUAUGUCUUCGUAUCGAGCCGAUGCUGAAGCGGCUAAUGUUCGGGCAAAGGAGAUCUCUUCUGCAGUAGAAGUUAAGUUAUCGAGGGCACUUGAUCAUGCUAGGCGUCAAUCUCGGAGGACUACCCUCGAGGAGGUACACGUCCGCGACUUCGAUCUCUCCGCCGAUAUUGAAAAGGAGAAGAUUUUGGAAGAAGAGGAUGCCGCUCUGCUUUUUGAUAAGGAUGAUUCAGACAGUGGCUCCGAGAGUGGAGGAGCUGAGGGCGAAGUCUCUGGGGAUGAGGCUUUCAAAGAUGCGGCUCCCGAGGAUGCAACUGCCGAAGAUGUAACUCCGGAGUAG